Macroventuria anomochaeta is the source of this 1338-nucleotide messenger RNA. RefSeq lists its product as uncharacterized. Lineage: Eukaryota; Fungi; Ascomycota; Dothideomycetes; Pleosporales; Didymellaceae. Bases 1 to 1338 code for a protein of 445 amino acids. The transcript has 4 exons. The record is from RefSeq and is a predicted model, not a curated record. Gene Ontology annotation, molecular function: DNA binding.
AUGAACAUCCAGUCUCUUCUCAACUCUCCCAGUGGCGGCAGUGGCGAGUAUCAGCGUGCAGCCCCUCCAUGUCCGCCGUCCGCUCAACGCUGCCUGGCUCACAGUGUCGUCCCAAAGAGACAGAAGCUAGCCAAGGACGCUCCGGUCUUCUCUGAAGGGACCAAGAUCGUCGGCCAUGUCAACUACCCCCCUCAUGAGGCUGGCAACGACCGCAUCCUUGAAGCUCGACAUCGCGAGUUUAGUGUCUUUCCACUCGGUCAGAUUCUCAAGAAGGGAGUGCGACACAUCCCUUACGCCAGCGACAAGAAGGACUUCCUUGACAAGACUGGCCGCGAUGCCUUCAAAGUCAUCCAAUACACGUUCAAGAGGCCUGGUGAGGACAGGGAGUACGUCGUCGUAUGGGACUACAACGUAGGUCUUGUUCGCAUGACACCCUUCUUCAAAUCGUGCAAGUAUCCGAAGACCGUGCCGGCAAAGGCGCUGAACCAGAACCCGGGCAUGAAGGACAUCAGCUACAGUAUCACCGGAGGAGCUCUGGUUUGCCAAGGCUACUGGGUGCCGUGGCAAGCUGCCAGGGAGAUCGCAGCGACAUUUUGCUGGGACAUCCGUUGGGCACUUACACCGGUCUUCGGCAACGAUUUCCCUCAAAUCUGCAGGCCUCCUCAUGACCGUAGCUUCGCCAAGUUCGUCAUCGACCCCGAGAUCGUGAGGUUCUGCACCUUAGAGACCGCUCGCUUUAAGGAGGAAGGUGCCUCAUACCGACUCUUGCAAUCAAAGGCACUGUCGCCGGUUAUGACACCGAUCAUGGCACCACCGACGCCAGUCUUGACUCCGCCGACAUGGAAGCAAGACGUCCUUCCUGUAUAUCCCGAAAGCGGCUACGGCACCGAUAUUGAGCGGAACGGCAACACCGUCUUCUCACCCCAAGUGUCUCCGCGAAGUCUCUACAUCGUCAGUCGUUUCACUUCAGUCAACGGAGCAGAGCCACCUACUUCGCCAAACACGACAUACUCCUCAGCCACGUGUACACCAGUCGUUGCAUUUGCUCCAACACCACUGAUGCUGCCGACAUCGAUUCCGGACGAACCAUACUGCAAAAGCUUCCGAACGAAGCGAACAUACUCGAAGGUGGCGUACAACGACAGUGACUGUGGUGUUGCAAAGAUCGAUACACCACACAAUGAGGUGCCAGAUCCCAUCCAGGACACCUGUCCGGCUGGGUCUCAUUCCCCCCGUACUCUCGAAGCAGCCGAGAUCUUGAUGUCGCUGAGUGUGGUGGCACGCAACGUAGCGGCGUUGCCAGAGCCCAAGCGCACUCGUCGUGACUUCAGGUCCUAG